AUGUCACUGACUCAAAAACUGACUGGCAGCCCUAGUCCAUUUUGCUCGGUGGUUAGAGCAUCGGCCCAUAGACGGAAGGAUCCCAGGUUGCCCAAUUACUUGCCACACGUGCAGAGAGUUGGAACUACGUCUAGCAACAAUAAGACCGCCGAGGAUAUCAACAGAAUGAGAAGCAUCUACCAACUCCCAAGCCAGACCUACUACCGGCAGGUGAAUCCCCGAGCUGGAAAGUUUGCUUACUGCACCAGCAACGUCUUUGAGCAGGAAGUUUACUUUGAUAAAGUCCAGGUCAUCCACCAGAUUGGUGCAAAGAGAGACCAAAUUUUCCUGGAAAACCUCAGCCAGUACAACAAGCAGCUAUCUCAGGUCUUCCCUGAAACCCCAGAAAGGUGGACUUCCCAGCCAGUUCCUGAAGCACCUUGUAGGCCCGUGAAAGGAGCCCUGCGCUGGACUGCUUUGCCCACCCCGGCCAAGGACCUGCUGCUGCAGGGGGUUGAGGAGGAUGUGCCCAUUAAGACGAGGAAACUAAAAACGCAGGAGGAGUCACCGAAGGAGAACGUGACUUGGAAACUGAUGGUCCUGCGGAGGAUGCUGCAGGAAUGGAAGACUGCCUGGGCUCUAAUCAUCGAGUGGCACCAUGAGACAGUAGAGGGUCUGCUGCGGAGCUUGGUGGACAUGCAUGAUGAUAUUCGGAUCCAUGCUAUUGUCACAUGUGCCACAGCUGCUUUAGAACGGCCCCGGACUAUCAGCCAGGGGGACUCAGACAAGGAGACUGUGGGAGUCCCAUCAAUCCAGGACUUGCCAGAGGUUCUACAGCCUGCUCUGGAGGCUGCUCUUUGUGACAAGAAUUUCAACGUGCAGAUGGCAGCUGCGAUAUGCCAAUAUGCUAUACAGUCACAUAAUCCCCUUGCCCGGAACAUCAUGCAGACUGCCCUUUUGAAUGGUAAUAACGUCGACAGCUGGGCUGCAGCUCAGUGCUUGGCUGUGGAGGGUACAGCCUCUUACUCUGUGAUUAAGAGGAUCCUUCAUCAGCUGUUUAACAAGAAGAAUGAGAAAACUGAACAGCAGGUUUACAUGCUCCUGAGCCAUCUCAGUGGGAAGACGACCCUGACACACACCAUGCUUGCUGUGGAGCUGAACAGCCAUCAAUGGAAGGACAGGAUUAUAGCCUGCCAGACUCUCUCGCGGAUCAGUGGAAAUGUCUGUUUGGAUAUAAAACAUAAGUUGAUCCAGCUGAUGUGGAAUGACUGGAAUAAGGAAGUCAGACAAGCAGCUGCCAAAGCUCUGGGGCAAAUGAGCCUUGGGAAAGAAGUGCACGACACGAUCAGAGUCAAACUGGGUAAAGGAAAUUCCCGAGAGAAGGUGGAAGCCCUGUCCCUGAUUGGUGGGCUCAAGCUCAUGACUGCCAAGCUUCUCCCAAGCUUCCUAAACUGCUUCUCUGAUGACUUCGUGGCAGUUCGGCGAGCAGCCUGUUUAGCAGCAGGUGCCCUGCAGAUCCGUAAUAAAAUGGUCCUUGAAUGCCUCCUGAAUCUGACACAGAGAGAUCCUUACUGGAAAAUCAAGGCCUUUGCCAUUCGAGGUAUGACAGAAAGAGUGGCCCCAGCUCCUCAACCUCAAAUAUGCUAGUACAAAUGAUCCCCAGAAUUUCCCUAGGAAUGGUGGAGUGCAGGGGAGGGGAUGAUCACACCUGCUCAGAAGUUCCUUGCCUGAGAAAUCAGAUUAUUUUCUGCUUUUAAAUUUUUAGUUAAGGAUCCUGAGUCUAGGUCAAUGUCAGACUUGUUAAGGCAAAGGGCUGACAGUCCCUGACAAAUGAAUUAGGGAUGAGUUCCAAGUAGGUAACCACUGUCGGAAACACUUGCUUUCUCUGGAGGUUUCAACUAUAGGACUCUCUAAAAGUCAGACCACAUUCAAAAUUGCUACAGACGUAAAACCCUGCCCUCAAGAUUUCCUAUUUCUUUUUAAGGAUCUUUUGCAUUGCUUCUCUCUGACAGCCUUUGGCAGGUCCUUAGCAGAAUCUGCCCUAGGUAAACCUGUGAAGUUAUUGUGGCUCCUUUCCUCAUCACUCUGCCUUGACUAGGCUAGUUUUCUGAGUUAUCUGUCCCAUAUCUCAUCCCUACAUUUACAAUA
Miniopterus natalensis is the source of this 2127-nucleotide messenger RNA. The record is from RefSeq and is a predicted model, not a curated record. Lineage: Eukaryota; Metazoa; Chordata; Mammalia; Chiroptera; Miniopteridae.